Alternaria rosae is the source of this 907-nucleotide messenger RNA. RefSeq lists its product as uncharacterized. Lineage: Eukaryota; Fungi; Ascomycota; Dothideomycetes; Pleosporales; Pleosporaceae. The transcript has a single exon. The record is from RefSeq and is a predicted model, not a curated record. Bases 319 to 648 code for a protein of 109 amino acids.
CCUGCUGCUGUGAUUUAGGCAUCCGCUCCCGCAACUUGUGUCAAAUCUUCCUGAAUCUACUCAGCUACAAACACAGUAAAGAAAACAUUAUUUACUCGUAUUAGCAAGUCUCAAUCAGACAGCGGUGGUUAUUCAUUGUCUUUAUCUCGCGCCCCGGAUAUUGUUUAUGUUCAGCCUUGUCUGCACCUCCUCUUUGCUACCUUUGGAGCUUCCCUACCGCUUUGCCCCGUUAAUCAUCAACUUGCGACACAAGAGAUCGAACUUUCCAUCGGAUCUUUAUCGUCCGUUAAUUGUUGGAUCUAAGGUCGCUCAGCUAAGAUGUCAAACACAAUUGCCGCCUCUCACACAUCGAGGGAGCCGGUAUCUUUUCAACAUGAGCCGCUGGACCAGACACAAGCUUCUAUCAGGCUCAUAGAGAUUAAUCCUGGAUUAUCAGCGGAAGGACUGAUUGAAUGCCAUGUAUCGCAUACAACCAUCGAAGCCACAUACACCUGCUUGUCUUAUCGAUGGGGUGAUGACGACCCAUUCAGCUUAAGAACCAUCCUCAUGAAUGGAAAGCCGUUCAUUGUGCGCGAAAACCUCUUCGAUUUUCUGCAUUGUGUAUGCACCUCCCCCGAUGCGUCAGAAGACACGAGUGGAAAAUACUAGAUCGAUGCAUUCUGUAUCGAUCAAUCGAACGUCUCUGAGCGAAAUCAUCAAGUUGCUCAAAUGGGCAAGAUUUUCGCAGAAGCUGAGCGUGUACACAUAUGGCUUGGAAGUACGACGCCCGCGGACUCUCGAUGCAUCCAAACGUUCUUCGAAGGACCGAACGAAAUCAUGAUGUUAGGUGCUUGGAUCAAGGCAAUACGUCAUGACAUGCCGAUCCUCGAACACAACAUCUUUCGUAACAGAUAUUGGACUCGGGCCU